Molecule: messenger RNA, 753 nt
Organism: Hermetia illucens (black soldier fly)
Lineage: Eukaryota; Metazoa; Arthropoda; Insecta; Diptera; Stratiomyidae
Product: nucleoplasmin-like protein
Exons: 3
Coding region: 179-652 (157 amino acids)
Biological process (GO): chromatin remodeling
Cellular component (GO): cytoplasm; nucleoplasm; nucleolus
Molecular function (GO): RNA binding; histone binding; chromatin binding
Source: RefSeq, a predicted model, not a curated record
GAGCCCGCCCCGAUAUCAAAGGAGUGGUCACUGAACGCGGUUGUGUAUUUUCAAAAAUCCGUCUGACAUUUUGCCGACUCCAUAGCGGUGCAGGAGAACCAUUUCGGCGAUUUUAUAGUGCGAACGACACGUGUAGUAUUCUUCCAAAUAGUUUAAUUCCAAUUUUUAAGUAAUCAUUAUGGAAAUGGAAUCAUUUUAUGGUGCAACAUUGACUGUUGACGAACCAGUGGCGCAAUUCGAUGUUAGCGACGAGGAGAAGGUUCUGGCGGAUCAGAAACUUAUAAUCAAACAAAUCAUGUUGGGAGCGGAUGCGGUUGAUGGAGAAUUCAAUGUUGUCGAGGCUGAAACUCAAAACGUCGACGGUGAGAUUAUCAAGAUCCCAAUUGCCGUAUUGAAAGCUGGCGAAACUCGCUCCCUGAAGCCCAAUAUUGAGUUUCCAGCGUCAUCCGUCCAAUUCAAGCUAGUCAAAGGUAUUGGCCCAGUCUACAUCCACGGGCAACACAUUGUCAACGACACAGAAGGCGAGGAAGAUUACAUGUACGACAAAGACGAUGUUGAAGAAUGCGAGGAGGAAGAGCUGGAAUGUGGGUUCAAAGCACCACGAGCACCCAACGCCAAUGGGAAAAAGGCUAAUAGUCAUAAGAAAAAAUGAAUAGAGUAGAAUUUAAGGAUUUUUCUUCAUAAUAUACUUUUUUAAUGUAAAGACAAUUUUUUUCUGAUUACAACUACCAAUAAAAACGUACAUUUACUUAA